CCAGUCUCAGUUGGACCACAACCAUGGCGAACACACUCCAUGGCGAUCUCUUCUCUUCUUUGAUUUCUGAUAUCAAAACCUACACUGGCAAAGACCCUCUUCUCCCAUGGCUCCGGGGGAUUCGGAAGAUGAUGGAGUCUCUGCCGCCGCAGCUUCUGAAAGAGAAGCUCCCUCGAUUUCUACAGAAAUGCGCGCAGACCUUUGAGACUGAUCGGCGUUACACAAAUGAUAUGCGGUACCUUCGUGUUUGGUUGCAAUUGAUGGAUUUUGUGGAUGAUCCGAGAGGACUUUUGAGAACUAUGGAAAUUAAUCACAUUGGGGAGAAGCGGGCCUUGUUUUACCAGGCAUAUGCUCUUCACUAUGAGAAGAUCAAGAAAUUUGAGGAGGCUGAUAAGAUGUACCACUUGGGUGUGCAAAAUCUUGCAGAGCCUCUUGAAGAGUUGCAGAAAUCGUAUGAGCAGUUCCUUCAUCGCUUGGAGAGACACAAGAACAGGAGAAUCCAGCGCCAGGAAGGGAGAAAAACCAAUAAACCUCCUGCUAGGGUUCUAACUCAGCAUUGUGGUGAGACUAAAGAAAUCAAUGAAAAUAUGCAGAGAGUUGAGAGACAGCAUACAGGAACAUGGCCCGAGGAAUCUUCACCUAAAACAUUACAUAAUCACAAAAGUGCAGAGACUAAUAAGGUGUCGAAGGAAAGCUCACAUGAUGCGAUGCCAAUGGAAGAAUCUAACCGCGUUAGACUAUCAGAAAAAUUGUGUGAUGGUGGAACGGAUAGCAUUCCAUCCUUGAAGAAGGAAAUCAUUACGAAUAUUGAACCUGUGGCUUAUUCCAACCAGCAAGAAUUUACUGAAACAAAGUUAGAUAGACCGAGCACAUUCUGCGAGGAUCCACUUCUGGUAAAGUUUCUAGACACUGCCGUUGUUGGAAAGUCUGAAGCAGAAGAUGCCUGCCAUCAUGGUCUUGUUGAACCUACUAUUAACAUGAAGGAAGCCAUGAAUGCCAUUAAUAACAUGUUUCGAGAACCUUUAGAGCCAGCUAUGGUUGGUAGGGCAACCAGACGCCGUCCCAGAGUUGAUAAUAGUUUGAACAACGGAUUUAAGGUGUUUGUUGAUGAAAACUUAGAUAAUGGUGUUGGAUCAUCAUAUCAAAAGAAAGAUAAGGAUUUUCUGCCAGUGCAAUGCAGUGGAACUGAUGCACUUGGGGCCAAAGCUGACAAAAGAUUGAAUGCUGGAUUUGAGGUGUUUGUCGAUGAAAAUUUAGAUAACAGGGUUGGAUUGUCAGAUCAUAAGAAGGAAGGGGGUUUUCCACUGCUACAACCUACUAAACAUGACACGAGGUCUCACCAAGAGUCGUUCAAUAUAUUUAUUGAUGAAGAAGAGGCCAAUGGGGUUGGAGACAGAAAUGAUGAGAAAGAUCACUUGGAGGAAGAAAGUGAAGUCCAAGAUGGGACAGAAGGUUCAGGUGUAAAUGUUUUCGUGUUCCCAAGUCCAAAGGAUGAUCCAUCUGAAUCUUCUGAGAAUCUGCAUGCAGAGAACUCAUCUCGACCGAAAUUUAGAGAGGACACAGUCGUUUGUAGGUUUGUGGGAUCCACCAUCUUGGAUGAACCAGAGGUGGAAAAUGUUUGUCACCAUGGAUUAGUAGAACCUACAAUUAACUUGAAGGAAGCAAUGAAUGAUAUCAAUAACAUGUUUGGGAAGCCGAUAGAAUUUGUAAGGAAAAGAAGACCAAAGAGGCAGGAUAAGGUACCUGACACAAAAAGAGAUUUUGGUGGAGGGUUCUCAAUACUUCCUGAUGAUGAUUUGGAAUCUCAAAAAGGGUUUUCAAUACUUCCUGAUAAUGAUUUGGCAUCUCAACAAGGGUUUUCAAUACUUCCUGAUAAUGAUUUGGCAUCUCAACAAGGGUUUUCAAUACUUCCUGAUGAUGAUUGGGAAUCUCAGCAACGUCGAUCCCUACCAAAAUCAUCCCACAAAUCAAGGGAAUUUGAUUUGUCUGAGCCUACUGUGUUUACAAAAGAGGCCAUGGAUGAGAUAAAUAAGAUGUUUGGAAUGCCACUGGACUUUUAGGACCAUGACCAACACUGUAUUUCUGAAAUUUUGUGCUUGUAGUUGAUGUACAACUGGUUUUCUUGAUCUGAUUGAUAUAUUAGAAACAUCAAAUUUGUUCUUGAGCCUUGGCUCAAAUGGCAAAGUUUGACUCAUGGUUUGAAAAUGAUGCUUCUAUGUUUGUACUGAUAAACAUGUAUUUGAAAUAUGAGAUUGGUCUGGUUUGAUUUCA
Molecule: messenger RNA, 2271 nt
Organism: Vitis riparia (riverbank grape)
Lineage: Eukaryota; Viridiplantae; Streptophyta; Magnoliopsida; Vitales; Vitaceae
Product: probable inactive serine/threonine-protein kinase bub1
Exons: 5
Coding region: 24-2060 (678 amino acids)
Biological process (GO): mitotic spindle assembly checkpoint signaling; meiotic sister chromatid cohesion, centromeric
Molecular function (GO): protein kinase activity
Source: RefSeq, a predicted model, not a curated record